UAUGGCUUGUUGGACGCCGUCCUCUGCUAUCCUCCGCCCUUCGCCCCACUCGCCGCCCUCCACCGCGUACCCCGCGCUCCCAUCCGCCGCCUCGUUCCCCAGACAGCACCUUGAGUUCCCCCUCAAACCAUCCGCCGCCAAACGCUUCCGCCGCCCCCUCCGCACGCUGGCCGCCGUGGACGCUCCCGAGAAGGUCGUCCAGCUCGGAGACGAGAUCGCGGGAUUGACUCUCGCCGACGCGCAGAAGCUCGUCGAGUACCUCCAGGACAAGCUCGGCGUCUCCGCCGCGUCCUUCGCCCCGGUUGCCGCCGCCGCCGCCGCUCCGGCCGCGGCAGAGGCGGCCGCGGCCGUUGAGGAGAAGACGGAGUUCGACGUCGUCAUCGAGGAUGUGCCAAGCAACGCCAGGAUCCCGACGAUUAAGGUAGUUAGGGCUUUGACCAGCCUGGCGUUGAAGGAGGCAAAGGAAUUGAUCGAAGGGCUGCCGAAGAAGUUCAAGGAAGCGGUGUCGAAGGACGAGGCCGAGGAGGCCAAGAAGCAGCUCGAGGCGGCUGGCGCCAAGAUCGCCAUUGUUUACAACAAAUGUCUGAACGAGUACACCCUGGCAAUGGACCUGCUGAUCAGAGCCAAAAGGAGCGUGCAAAAUGUCAAGGUGAAACAGGUGAGAGAGCUUACCCGUGAUGCCUCGUCAGCAGUCGAAUCGUGCAACCAGGCGCUGACUAGGCAGUGGCAGGACAUGUCGGGACUUUCGGAGGAUAAUCACAAGUUUUACUACCUUAAUGGCAUCUUGUUGGUCAUAUGUAAUGCCUUGAAGGGCAGGAAG
Messenger RNA from Striga asiatica, 820 nucleotides. Lineage: Eukaryota; Viridiplantae; Streptophyta; Magnoliopsida; Lamiales; Orobanchaceae. The record is from the annotation of a GenBank genome assembly.